Tricharina praecox is the source of this 2508-nucleotide messenger RNA. RefSeq names its product Piwi domain-containing protein. Gene Ontology annotation, molecular function: protein binding; RNA binding. The coding region runs from base 1 to 2508 and encodes 835 amino acids. The record is from RefSeq and is a predicted model, not a curated record. Lineage: Eukaryota; Fungi; Ascomycota; Pezizomycetes; Pezizales; Pyronemataceae. The transcript is spliced from 8 exons.
AUGUACGACGUCAAAAUCGAGCCCGAGGUCAAGAACAGGAGGAAGCGGAGAAGGCUCUACGACAUCCUCGAGAACCACCCGGGCUUCAAGGAGUUCUCCAAGCACACGGCGACGGAUUAUGGCAAGAUCAUCGUUUCCAUGAAGCCGCUGAACCCGAAAGCCCCAGCCACCAAGGAUGGAGAGAAGGAGGACCGAAUCGAGGUCAACAUCAUCUAUACCGACAACGACGCCUCGCCCCCGCCCGCUGAGGGCAAAAACGAGUAUAAGUUCCUCAUAAAUCGUUCCGCGUACAUCGAGCCGUCGGAUUUCCAGGACUAUGUCAACGGAAGGAACCCCCACUACAGCCCCGAACAGCCCAUUCAGGCCAUGAACAUCAUCCUGGCCAAGUUCCCAUCGAAAUCCAUCAGCAUGGUCCCGGUCGGACGGAACAAGUUCUUCGUCUUGAGUGACGACCAACAGCUGAAGUUCGAUCUUGGGGCCGGACUCAUCGCGUUGAAGGGCUUCUACACGUCCAUCCGUCCGUCCGUCGGAAACGUGUUGUGUAACUUGAAUGUCUGCACGACAGCGUUCUACGAGUACGCUUCGUACAUGAGAGACGCCGCCCGCGUCCACCCCGGUGCCAUCAAGAAGUUGCGGGUCCACUUUCGUCACGUGCGCGUCGAGUAUAACUAUCUCAAGGACAAGAAGACGGGGAAACACUUUGCCAGGCAACGAUCGAUCAAUGGCAUCUCGUUCCAGACCCCGCGUGAGAUCGAGUUUGACGAGGACGACCCCAUCCGUGGUACCAAGAAGAAGACGAACCACGGCGUGAAUCUCAGGUACCCCAUGCUGCCAGCCAUUAAUGUGGGCUCUGCCCAGCCCGUGUGGAUCCCCCCGGAGGUCGCCACUAUCGUGCCUGGGCAAUAUUUCAAUGGGAAGCUGCCAGAUGACCUGACCGGUCAGAUGAUCCGAUUUGCUUGCAAACAACCCAAGGAGAAUGCCGAGGCGAUCGAGAACGUGGGGCUACCCCGUCUCGGUCUAAAGGGCCAGAAUUCUCACAUGGACCCCUUCAAGAUGUCCGUUUCUCCGGAAAUGAUGGUUGUUGCUGCUCGGAUUCUGCCCGCCCCGCCCAUCACGUACGGGAGUGGGAGCAUGCAGCCUAAAGACGCUUCGUGGAACCUGAUGAAGAAGCGGUUCCGGGAAGCGGCGCCGAUGGCUAACUGGAGUUACCUGAUCAUCGAGGACAAUUUCCCGAUCCCCGUCGAUGCGGUCGUCAACAUCAUGAAGACCUUUGAGAAGACUUGCAAGGAGUACGGCAUGGCAGCCAACCCCCCGACCCUCAAAUUCGCAGAUGGCAGUUAUCCCCUCAAGGUGCGCCUGCCUCGCGAACGGGGGCCGAUCGACUUGGAGAUAGCCAUGAAACCGGCGUUCAAGAAACUCCAGGAGAACAACAUUCAGAUCACCUACGUCUUUUUGCCCGGUCAAGAAAAGGGCGUUUACGCUGCGGUGAAGUACUGCGGUGACGUCAAGGCAGGUGUCGGUACGGUUUGCUCUCAGUGGAACAAGGUGAACAAGGACAGGGGUCAGGAUCAGUACCUGGCCAACGUGGCCUUGAAGUUCAACAUGAAGAUGGGCGGAACCAACCACACGCUGGCGCCGGCGCAACUUGGUGACCUGAAGGGCGGCAAGACGAUGAUCGUUGGAUGCGAUGUGACCCAUCCAUCUCCUGGCAGCUUGAAGGGCACGCCUUCGAUUGCCGGUGUCGUCGCCAGUUGGGAUCCCCAGUUCUCCCAGUACCCCGCUUCCCUGCGUUUGCAGAAGAGUAAGCAAGAGAUGAUCGCCGAGAUGAAGGAAAUGAUCUUGGAGCGGCUCAAGUUGUGGUACUCCAAGAACGAUAAGCAGUUCCCGGAAAAGAUCAUCGUCUACCGUGACGGAGUCUCCGAGGGCCAGUUCCACCAGGUGAUCCAAAAAGAAUUGCCACAGAUCCGGGAAGCCUGCCAGUCAGUUCCGCUCAAGGGUUAUAAUCCCAAGAUCACCAUCAUCAUCGUCGGAAAGCGCCAUCAUACCCGCUUCUACCCCACGGACGACAAUGCUGCCGAUGGCAGAACGGGAAAUCCUGCGCCUGGAACCUGCGUGGAUCGUGGUGUGACGGCAGUGUACGAUUUCGACUUCUACCUGCAGGCACAUGCGGGUAUCAAGGGAACCGCUCGACCCGCGCACUACUACGUGAUCCACGAUGAGAACAAGUUCUCGGCUGAUGGACUUCAGACCUUGACUCACAACCUCUGCUACCUUUUCGGACGAGCAACCAAGAGUGUCAGCAUCUGUCCACCAGCAUACUACGCCGAUUUGGUUUGCGAGCGUGGCCGCUGCUACAUUCACGGCCUGCUCACGGGCGGUGACGAUGGCGCAAGCUCCAUCUCCGGCCAGAGCGACUCGCAGAUCGAGGCUGCGACCUUGGCCAAGGCUCGCAGUCUUUGGGGCAACGGUGUUCACCCAGUUCUCAACCAGACUAUGUUCUACCUCUAG